GCAGUUUCGCAGCUUUUCACGCACUCUGGACAAACCUAAACAGCAGUUUUAAAUACUCGGAGCUCCCGCAGCUACAGUGUUCAGAUCUGAGGAAGUACCCGAGCGGGCCGCUGCACGGCAGAGCUUUCACGCAUUCAGCGUCUCGCGUGUGGUUUACUUACGUUGAUGCAGGAGGGGAAAGUUGUGGACAUGUUUUCCUGGAAGUGCACAGUUUUACGGAUACAGUGUGCAACAUUGUAACUACAGCCUUUCCGGCCUGUCCGGACUUUGGAGUAUCUUUCCGCGGGGCCGUUCGGUCGCCUGCUCGCCAUAUUGCGCGCUGUGAAACUCGAGGGAAAGUUGUCAGAGUUAUGACAUUUGCUGCGCACAGUCCCUUCAUGGAGCUGCGCGCAGUUGAUCGAAACCAAAGUGACUCCGUGGAGGUGGCCACGGGGAACUCUGUGCACCAUUGAUAAGGUGAUCACACUGUGUGUCUUGCACCCCUAAAGAAGAUGGACAACGAGCCUCAGAUUUGAUUCUUCUGCAUGUUCUCCACCCUGUGCUUUCCUUUGGGAUUUUUAUUUCCUCUCUGUAUACACAGUCAAAGAAUUUCUUAACCACAGGCAGUGAAAGCACACUACAGAGGCACUAACUUGGUUUUGCACGCUCACAGAUCAAGACUGAAAGCUCUAUUACUAUGAGUCUUCCUGCUCAAGUAAAUACUGACAAGAGUGGUAAGCACCGUGCUGCAGCCAUGAAAGAGGCUGUGCAGCACCCAGAGGUUUAUUAUAAUGUGGGACCAUCGGCUUUAGAGUCAAGCCACAGUGACUCCGCUAGCAGCUCUGGUGUUUAUAACCAAGAGAAAGGCCCCCAAAGUUUACCACACUAUCAACAGGCUGCUCCAGUAAAAUGGAUGCACCAGGACCCCUUACAGACCUCCGGCUGGUCCCAGGAAGUUCCUGUGUCAGCCUGGGGGCAGAAUUUUGGCACCUAUAUGAGCGGAGUGAAUGUCAGGAAUCAGAUGCCGUUCCACAAAGGAGUCCACGAAGGUGUAGCUUUGCCGAUGGGAGGGGAAAAUCAGCUGGCUGGACCUGUGGAGGUUUACAGAGAUGCCACCCAGGCUCCAGCUCAAGGGAGGGGGAUUGAGUGGGAACAGCAUCCUGCAGUGAUGCACCAGGCUCAGCUGCAAUCCUAUCAACAUGGCCACAAAGGCGUAGAGCUCCAGGGCCAGCCACAUGUGCCACCUCACACUUUGCCGGGGUCCAUGCUGCAGCCCUUCCAGGCAACAUUCAGACCCAGCAAGCAGCAGUUCUCAUCUGGCUAUUACUCAGUUUUUCCAGGAAACAAGGCAAUAUCAAACCUGGCAUACGGUGAGCAGCCCAAAACUCAACAGCAUCUUCUACACCAGAUUCAGCAGCAGCAGCAACAACAACAACAGCAACAAAUACAUCAUCACCACCAGCAGCAGCAGCAACAACAGUUGCACCAGCAACAACAACAGAUUCAGCUGCAGCAGCAGCAGCAACAUUUGCAGCAACAGCAGCACCAAAUCCAACAUCAUCAAAUGCAACAGUUGCAACAAAUACAGCAACAGUAUCAACACCAGCAGUUCCAGGGGCGACAGCAACAAAUUCAGCAAAUGCAGCACCAGCAGCAGCAACAACAACAACAACAACAACAACAACAACAGUUACAACAGCCAAAUGUGCCACAGCAAGACACAACACAGCCACAGGUGCAGCCGAAACAGCAACAGACCCAAAACUUUGUGGCUUAUCGGCCUUCCGAGCCUCCCACAUCCAAACCACAAUCCAAACCUGGGUCUAAAGAAGAUGUCCAGUCAGUGGAGCAGCAGCAGGAGCCAGAGGCUCAAACCCAUGACACAUCAGCUGUACCUGAUCCAUGCCCUGAAAAGGCCGGCACGAAUCCCACAGAGCCUGCAAAUGCAGCUGCUCCUCGGCGCUCGCGUCGCCUUUCCAGGGAGGGACAGUCCCCACUGGGUCCCCCUCCGACAAACAUCUGGCCUCAAGCUAAAGAGCCCCCACCACCCCAGAAUGGAGUAGCAGGUGUGCAGGUUGCGAAAGCAGGGGAAAGCCAAGUGACAACAGGAGGGGUCAUCCGUAGGAGAAGGAGAGCAUCCAAGGAGAUCAACUUGGAAACCCUGGCCCAGAAGGCAUCAGAGAUGGAGUCCCUGCCUCCUAAAGUUGUAAAGCAGGAAGACGGUGCUUCAAGCAGACAAGCCACCAUGGUGCCCCUGGUUAUCCCAGUGUCUGUGCCAGUGCACAAAAGUCAAACAGAUCCUCAGGGUGGAUGGGCUCAGGGGCGGCUCAGUCAGGGCGAGCGGCCUGUUGUACAGUCUGAUCGCAAACCUUCUGUCAUUGUGGCUCGCCGGAGAUCACUCAGAAGCACCAUGACUGAGAGCUUUGCUCAGGAUGGGGAAAACGAUCCGGGACUCGAUGAGGAUGGAAAAGCCAAAUUUAAGCGCAAACCUCGUCCCGAGCCUCUCAUCAUUCCUCCUCCCAAACCAUCCACCUUCAUCCCUCCAUCCAUCUAUUCCAGCAUCACUUCCUAUCAGAGUAACCUGCGUUCUCCAGUUCGCCUGAUGGACAACCCCCUUACCUUGCCCCCGUACACACCACCACCCAUUCUGUCUCCUGUGCGGGAGGGCUCUGGGCUCUACUUCUCCACGUUCCUCACCAACAUAGCUGUAACCAACCAAAUCCUGCCACCGCCGCCCACGCCCAAGUCUGCAGCUCGCAGCCUGUUGCGUUCCACAAGUUCAGAAGUUACGCCUCCUCUCUUGUCCUUGAACACUGAGGCCACACCUGUGAGCCUUGAACCGCGGAUCAACAUCGGGCAAAAGUAUCAGGCAGAAAUUCCUGAUUUGCAAGAUCAACCUUCCUCCCAGUCUGACCAGCACAAAGCUGACCUGGUUUGGCUUCCUGUGGAUGAUGCCAAUCUUAAACAUGGUGACCAAGAGAGCAUGGAGGAUUUGAUGAGCAUGGCCUGUUCGAGUGUUUUGAGAGGAGGAGGAACCAAUCAGGAGCUGGCUUUACACUGUUUUCAUGAAUGUGGUGGAGAUUUCCUUGAAACACUUGGACGUUUGAUGCUUCAGGAUCCAAUUUUCCCCAAAGGCCAUCACCUGGCAGAUUAUCACUACUCAGGCUCUGACAGCUGGACAGCAGAGGAGAAGCGGUUUUUCAAUAAGGGUAUCUCUGCCUACACGAAGGACUUCUUUCUGGUGCAGAAACUGGUGCGGACUAAAACUGUGGCUCAGUGUGUGGAGUUCUACUACACAUACAAGAAGCAGAUGAAGAUUGGUCGCAGUGGUAUUUUAAGCUUCGGCCCUCCUGAUUCACCUGUGGAAAAACACGCAGAGGCAGUGGUGGACGUUAAGAGUUCACAGCAGCCAAAGCUGAUUCAAGGAGCGGCAGAUGAGGGUGACAAGAAGACCAUUUAUGUCCAGCAGGUCAGUGAAAGCAGCCAGCAGGCAAGGGUCGCUCAGUCACUACAGGCUCAUGACUAUGCAGGAACAGUGCUGGUGAUCAAAGAGCCAGAUACUGUUAAUAAAGAGGCUCAUCAUCUGCCAGCACCUCACAGACCUCGGGCCGAGCCUGUAGCGAAGAAGCCCCGAGUGCCACAGAAGCCCCCGCAGGAUCCUGAGACGAUAUUUCCGUGCAAGAAAUGUAACAGAGUGUUUUAUAAAGUGAAGAGCCGAAGUGCUCACAUGAAGAGUCACGCCGAGCAGGAGAAGAAGGCUGCAGCGCUGCGUCAGAAGGAGGAGGCUGAGCAGGCAGCAGCUCAAGCUCGAGCCAGGAAGGCGGCGGUGGUUGCUGCAGCGGCGGCGGCAGCGGCGGCGGCUGCCUCUCAGGCUCCUCACGGAGGUAAUGGGAACGGAGCGUCAGAUCAGGCUGAGGCCAGCAGCCAAGACGACUCAACAGAGGGGGAGGAUGACGACGAUGAAGACUGGCACUGACGGCAAAACAAAGACAAACAUUAAUGAGAUGGAUUGACCUGUAAAUAGAGGGGAGAUGGUGAACAAAUCAGGCAGGGAGGUGUUGAAAAAUAUGUACUGCCCUGUGAGGAGCAGAAUAAAGCACAAGUGAAUGCUUUUUAAGUCUUCCUGUUGAUCUUCUCACUCGUUUCCUGACCUGUCUUUGACCGUUACUCAGCUUCACACCAUCAGCCUGAAAGUCGCACUCCACGUUUUCACAUUUUUAUCUUUUUGAAAUACUCAGAGUAUGUUUUUCCUUUUUUUUUUUUUUUUAUAAAU
Molecule: messenger RNA, 4252 nt
Organism: Archocentrus centrarchus (flier cichlid)
Lineage: Eukaryota; Metazoa; Chordata; Actinopteri; Cichliformes; Cichlidae
Gene: mideasa
Product: mitotic deacetylase associated SANT domain protein a
Exons: 13
Coding region: 677-3955 (1092 amino acids)
Biological process (GO): negative regulation of DNA-templated transcription; regulation of transcription by RNA polymerase II
Cellular component (GO): transcription regulator complex; histone deacetylase complex
Molecular function (GO): transcription corepressor activity
Source: RefSeq, a predicted model, not a curated record